Drosophila persimilis is the source of this 1110-nucleotide messenger RNA. It is a transcript of the gene CkIalpha, whose product is annotated as casein kinase I. The record is from RefSeq and is a predicted model, not a curated record. Gene Ontology annotation, cellular component: cytoplasm; nucleus. Gene Ontology annotation, molecular function: ATP binding; protein serine/threonine kinase activity. Bases 97 to 1110 code for a protein of 337 amino acids. Gene Ontology annotation, biological process: negative regulation of canonical Wnt signaling pathway; peptidyl-serine phosphorylation; signal transduction. The transcript is spliced from 4 exons. NCBI's taxonomy places the organism in Eukaryota, Metazoa, Arthropoda, Insecta, Diptera, Drosophilidae.
UUUCGCUUGCUCAAUUGCUCAUCUGUGAAAUCGUGCUCACGAACGAACAUACUAUAUUGUUAAGUCGACGAGGCCUGCAAGGGGAACGCCUCCAUCAUGGACAAGAUGCGUAUACUGAAGGAAAGUCGCCCCGAAAUAAUUGUCGGUGGCAAAUAUCGGGUCAUACGCAAGAUAGGCAGCGGCUCUUUCGGUGACAUCUAUCUGGGCAUGAGCAUCCAGAGCGGCGAGGAGGUGGCCAUCAAGAUGGAGAGUGCCCAUGCCCGCCAUCCCCAGCUGUUGUACGAGGCCAAGCUGUACCGCAUUCUGAGCGGCGGCGUUGGCUUCCCACGCAUCCGCCACCACGGCAAGGAGAAGAACUUCAAUACGCUGGUGAUGGACCUGCUGGGGCCCUCGCUGGAGGAUCUGUUCAAUUUCUGUACGCGCCACUUCACCAUCAAGACGGUGCUGAUGCUGGUCGACCAGAUGAUCGGUCGCCUUGAAUAUAUCCAUCUCAAGUGCUUUAUCCAUCGCGACAUCAAGCCGGACAACUUCCUCAUGGGCAUCGGCCGGCAUUGCAACAAGCUAUUCUUGAUCGACUUUGGUCUGGCCAAGAAGUACCGCGACCCCCACACGCGCCACCACAUCUUGUACAGGGAGGACAAGAAUUUGACGGGAACCGCCCGAUAUGCUUCGAUCAAUGCCCAUCUGGGCAUCGAGCAGUCUCGCCGCGACGACAUGGAGUCCCUCGGCUAUGUGAUGAUGUACUUCAAUCGCGGCGUCCUGCCCUGGCAGGGCAUGAAGGCCAACAACAAGCAGCAGAAGUACGAGAAAAUCUCAGAGAAGAAGAUGUCAACGCCCAUCGAGGUGCUGUGCAAGGGUUCGCCGGCCGAGUUCUCCAUGUACUUGAACUAUUGCCGCAGCUUGCGUUUCGAGGAACAGCCAGACUACAUGUACCUACGUCAAUUGUUCCGCAUACUGUUUAGGACGCUUAACCAUCAGUAUGACUACAUUUACGACUGGACAAUGCUGAAGCAGAAGACCCACCAGGGUCAGGCGAAUCCUGCAAUACUCUUGGAGCAAUUGGACAAGGACAAGGAGAAGCAGAACGGCAAGCCGCUGAUCGCGGACUAG